Messenger RNA from Melanaphis sacchari, 4214 nucleotides. RefSeq names its product serine-rich adhesin for platelets-like. The record is from RefSeq and is a predicted model, not a curated record. Gene Ontology annotation, cellular component: cortical microtubule. NCBI's taxonomy places the organism in Eukaryota, Metazoa, Arthropoda, Insecta, Hemiptera, Aphididae. Gene Ontology annotation, biological process: cortical microtubule organization. The transcript is spliced from 4 exons. The coding region runs from base 256 to 4155 and encodes 1299 amino acids.
CACUUCUCAGUUGUAUUUCUGCCUUCUGGCUCUUUCUUCUUCUGCUCUUUUUCUUCAAAUUUUCUUUGUGAUCAAAAUUAAAGAACAUAACUCAAGUAUUAUUUUUUCUCAAUUUUUAUUUUAUUUAAUAAAAAAAAGGAAUCUUGCUGCUGUUUUACACGUGUUAAAUCGUAGGCCAUAGCCUUAAGGCUUUUUCUACCAAUAAAACACAUAUUUUAUUUUUCCGACUUUAACACGACAUAGCAACAGAACAUUAUGACUUUCCCUACUGCUGUGAAAAAAUCUGGACCUCUUACUAUCUCAAAAACUGGAUCAGGAUCAAAGACUUUAUCACCAGGAUCUCCUAAAUCACCUGGUUCUCCUCUGUUAAUACCUGGAUCUUCUAAAGCACCGUUAGCUAGUAAAGCAUCCGAAAAGAUCAAUACUGGGUCUUCUGUGAAAAAAUCAUCUGCUACUUUGAAAAGUUCAACUAUUAAAAAUGUUGUUAAACCUGUUAUUGAUGUUAAGUUAGAAGCUGAAAAAACUUUAGCUUCUACUGCCAAAGGAAUGAAAAAAUCAGUGACUAAACCACCUCCACUUAAUAUUAAAGUAACAGAAUCUAAAGGAUUGCAAUCACCUAAAACUCCAACAAAAUCGUCAUUAAAAUCUCAAAUGUUGACUAAAUCUCCUUUGGUAACUAAGCCUGCAUUAGUUUCUAAAUCAACUUCAGUUUCAACUGGAAUGGUUAGAUCACCAUCAAUUACUAAAUCAACUGGAAUGGUUAGAUCACCAUCAAUUACUAAAUCAACUUCAGUUUCAACUGGAAUGGUUAGAUCACCAUCAAUUACUAAAUCAACUGGAAUGGUUAGAUCACCAUCAAUUACUAAAUCAACUUCAGUUUCAACAGGAAUGGUUAAAUCGCCAUCAAUUAUUAAAUCAUCUCAAGCAUCUGUUACUUCAUCAACGACUAAAUCUCCUCAAGUAACCACUGGAGUCAAGUCUUCAACUACAUCUCCUCUCCCAGUUAAAUCAAAAUCAUCUGCUGUGUCUUCUCCAGUUGCUAAAUUACCUCCAGUUGUAUCUAAAACUUCAUUAUCAAAUUCUACUGUUCCAAAGUCACCAACAGGUGUCACUAAUCCUUCAACUAUUGCAUCUAAGUCUGUAGCAUCUACAGAAAAUAAAGAGAACUCUGCAUCAUUAAAAUCAAAAGAACAAGCAAAUGUAGCAAAACCUACCACUUCAAUUAAAAAAGCAACUAUUAUAUCUGUGAAGGGUUCUUCGGGUGCUAAGAGUCCAACUGCACCGACAAACAAACCAUCAGUGAUAUCAAAAUCUUUAUCCACUGCUUCUAGCUUAAAAUCAAAUUCUUUGAAGACUCCUACAUCUCCUUUAAAAUUAUUAACCAAAGAAUCGUCUAGUACUGUAAAGACACUUAAGUCAACUAACAAAACCAGUGAUACUUCUAAAGUGAAUCCAGCAUCUUCAAAAGAUAUUGUUAAAAAAGAAUCUAGUUCUCUAUCACUAUUAUCCGUAAAGUCCUCUUCAACAAUAAACUCAACUAAUUCGCCUGUGUCAAAAACUUCAACUUUAAAAUCUAAUGUUACUCCAUUGUCAUCAUCAUCAGUUACUAAGAAUUUGGUUCCAAAAUCACCAGUAGCAAAAACUAAGCCAUUAUCAGCUGUAAAAGUUCCAUCAUCACCUAUAGUGAAAACUCCAAUGUCAUCAAUUGUUAAAACUCCAUCAUCGCCAAUAGUAAAAACAUCGUUGUCAACAACCGCAAAAAUUAAAACUCCAUCACCAACAGUGAAAACUAGAACUGCUUCAUUAUCAUUAGUCAAACCACCUUUGUCUCCAACAGUAAAAAAAAUGGUACCAACAAAAUUGAUAUUAAGUCCUGGACUAUCUAAAAGCAAGUCUCUUUCAUCUUCUAGACUCAGUUCAGUUUCCACUGAAAGUUUGGCUUCAAAAACAUCUUUAAAAUCUCCCAUGACUCCUAGAUCCACCAAAGUGGUCACAAAAAGUCCUUCAAAAAUAAUUAAGAAAACUGAGGAACCAAAAGCUAAAGGUAUUCGUGGUGGACAACCAAUUAAGAAAACCAUAGAAAUACCAGGAAUAACUGAAUUACCUUCUAAUCUAGUUUCAAACCAACAAGAAACUCUUCAGUUUGAUUUUGUUUUAGAAAAUUCAUUUGAAAGUGUUUCGAAAGAAGAAAAUGAUUCCACAAUCACUCAAAUGCUAAAUCAAGAUUCAUUAGACCUUGAGAAAUUAGAAACUCAUAAAAUGGAUGAAAUUAUUAAUGAUGACUUAGAAAUACCCAAUGAUUUUGUCAAAGAAGAAAAUGUACAUUCAAACAUAGUGAAUGCUCAAAAUGUUAGUUCAUCAUUGGCGGUUCAUGAACAUAAUUUAAAAACUAUUGAAGAAGACUCAAUAGAACCUUCAACAAUACCAUCAUUCAAUGAACAGAAACAAGAAGACAUUUAUAUUUUAUCAGACUUUGAAGUUGUGAAAAAAGAUGAAUGUAUACCAUGUUUAAAUAGUAUUUCUCAAUCUGCUAAUAAUUGUAGUAUUGCUUUUGAUGAUAAUCAUUUUAAUACAACAAAUGAAAACAUUUUCAUAAAACAAUUGGAUGAAACACAAUCGUGUAUAAUAGAUAUAGAUGAUCACUUUGAACCAAUGAAUGACAAAUUAGUUCUAGGAGAUGUGCCAUUUGAAACCGAUUCAAGUCAAGAUGAAAUUUCUGAUAAUGAACAAACUAUUCAAAAAGAAGUAGUUGAAAAUGAAAACUGUGAUGUAGAGCAAAAUGACUGUGUUGAUGAUGUAUUUAUAUUCACAGACAAUUUAUCAAUUAAUAAUUUUGAUAGUGUUGAUAGUACUGAAAAUUUUAUUCAUCAGUUUAUGCCAAAAUCGAUCAAACGAUCUGAAGGUUCAUCAUCUAUUAGUACAGAUGAUGGAAGUCUUCUUAGUCGUAAAUCUUAUUCUGAAGCCGUUUCAGGAUCAUCUAAAGAUGGAGAAUAUUAUUUCGAUUUUGAUUUUGAAAUUGUUGAUGAUUGUUUGGAGUAUGAUGAUGAGGAACGUUCAGUAUUUGUUGAAGUGACAGAAAAAGAAUUUCCAGAACUAAAGCCAAAAGAUUUAUCUGGUAAAAAAAGAAGAAACAAAAAACAAAAAAAAAGAAAUUAUAGUAACAGAACAGAAUCUCAAUCUGAUUCAAAUAAUGAAAUUAAUUACAAUCCUGAAGAUUUUGAUGGAAAUGAAUUUUGUCGUUAUAUCAAGAUGAUGAAGGAUUGUUCAUUUUAUCCAAAUGGAUUAUUUUCAUCAGAUUCAGUCAAAUUAUCUACUUCAUCAUCUCUAUCAUGGUUAGACAUAUCUGUCCGUACUACUGAUGAUGACUUAACGCCAUCUACAGAAAACCUUAGUAUCUAUGAAGUUUUCCAAGCAAGUAAUUUGAACAAAGAGUUUUUAACGUCAAUCAUUGGCUCCAAUGAAUCAACUACAACGAAUGAAACUACCUGGUUUUGGAAAUCUAUCGAAGGUAAACAUCAACCUCACAAUAAAGCCAACAUAACACUCAGUCUUCAACCGAGACCUAAACAUUUAACUACACCUCGUUUCAUGAUUCUUUUGGCACUAAUUAGUGAGGCUAAAGGUUAUGAAAUUAAACCAUCAUUGUCUGAACAUUUUGUCACAAAAGAUUGCAUGCCCAGAUUUGAUGAAAAAAUUAGACGGCUCAUGGUUCAAGGAUUUUGGCUUAUUGGCUGUUUAAUAAAAGAAAGUUUGUCUGAGGAUGAAGAAGUGAAUUGUAACAAUCCAUUUGAGUUUGUAGAUGGCGACAUUGGCUUAUGGUGGGCUGGAAUUAAUAUGUUGGAUUGGCAAGAACACUUAAAAGAAUAUGGUAGUCAAAACCAAACCUUACCAAACUGUUAUCAAUUUGUUAUUGAAAACAUGGGUAUGACUAGACACAAUACAGCCGAAGCUCAAUCAAUCAUGAAUGCUAUACCUGAUGAUUUUAUGAGCGAACUGGAUAUGGAAAAUUUCAUUCACACUGUGCGUAAUGUCAAGUACUACAGUGACACUUGUUUUGUGGACAGUCAAGAGAAUUUAGAAUUACAAAUUGAAGUCUCAGAAGAGGAUGAUGAAGGUCUUAUAGAAUGGGAAAAAAACUCUGUUGAAAAAAUUUAAAUACUUGAUGUUUUUAACAAUUGUUAAGGUUUAAAAUAUUUAGUAAGAUAAAUAACAGU